AUGCGAUAAUUUUCCUCCCUUCUUCUUUCUCCUCUUAAACAUUAUCUUGAUUUAUCUACAGUAACAAAAAUGGCGACAAUGGCGACGCAGGGGCCUUGGCUCAGGGUUGUAUCCGUAUCUCCGACGAAAUCAACAGAGCUCGGUUCUCUGACUUCCCAACUCAGCGGCGUAAGAAUUUCACAUGGUUACAGUGAUGCCAUCAAUCGUAUAACCUUACCUUCUGUUCCCUCUCUCCAACCCAUCGUCGCUCGUAGAAUCUGCCCUUUUACGGGGAAGAAAGCAAACAGAGCUAACAAAGUGUCCUUCUCUAACCACAAGACCAAGAAGUUGCAAUUCGUCAACUUGCAAUACAAAAAAGUUUGGUGGGAAGCUGGCAAACGUUUUGUCAAACUUCGUUUAUCAACCAAGGCCUUGAAGACCAUUGAGAAGAACGGCCUCGAUGCUGUUGCCAAGAAAGCUGGCAUAGAUCUAAGUAAGAAGUAGAAAUUGUAGAUUCAUCUGAGGUAUGUAGUCGUCUUUUUGGUACUAGUCAUGACCCUUUUGUUUUCCUACUCAGUUCGGUAGUCUUUAUUGGUUUUCUGAUAAGAAAACCAAUAGUUGAGCUUUGUCUCAUUCAUGCCAUUGUCGGGUUAGUCCGCUUUGUUCAAUCCUUAAUGUCUAGUUCAUCUCAGGAAUCGCCAAAAACUACUUAGAUAAGAUUGAAAAGUAAAUUUUGUCAAGAUUUUUAAUUUUCCUCAGUAGAAUCAUUGAAUGGUAAAUGUUUCAAA
Molecule: messenger RNA, 767 nt
Organism: Arabidopsis lyrata subsp. lyrata
Lineage: Eukaryota; Viridiplantae; Streptophyta; Magnoliopsida; Brassicales; Brassicaceae
Product: 50S ribosomal protein L28, chloroplastic
Exons: 2
Coding region: 70-483 (137 amino acids)
Biological process (GO): translation
Cellular component (GO): ribosome
Molecular function (GO): structural constituent of ribosome
Source: RefSeq, a predicted model, not a curated record